This is a messenger RNA of Talaromyces proteolyticus, 5313 nucleotides long. RefSeq lists its product as uncharacterized. NCBI's taxonomy places the organism in Eukaryota, Fungi, Ascomycota, Eurotiomycetes, Eurotiales, Trichocomaceae. The transcript has 5 exons. Gene Ontology annotation, biological process: positive regulation of transcription by RNA polymerase II; DNA-templated transcription. The coding region runs from base 1 to 5313 and encodes 1770 amino acids. The record is from RefSeq and is a predicted model, not a curated record. Gene Ontology annotation, cellular component: nucleus. Gene Ontology annotation, molecular function: phosphopantetheine binding; zinc ion binding; sequence-specific DNA binding.
AUGAAUAGUACACAAGUCAUCGGCAACAAGCGGAAGGCCACUGAGCCGCUGGCAAAAGAAAAGACUGCAGAGCGCCGUAAGAUCACCCGGGCCUGCGAUUCGUGCAAAGAAAAAAAGACGAGAUGCUCCGGUACGCUUCCAUGUCAUCGAUGUACCAAGCUGUCGCGACGUUGCGAGUAUACUGCCUUGUAUACGAGAGGAACUCCACCAUCUCCUUUGCCUGGUCCUCAUUCUGUAGCUCGCCAGAAUACGAUACAUCACUCAGCUCUUCCUCAAAGGACUCCCACAGAUGACGCAUCCGCAUCGCCCACAAUCGCAGUUGCAGAGAGAUCGCCGAUCACCCAGAUUCGCCGGGGCUCCCAAGCAAUUGCAGUGCUGUCGCCGAGAAGUAAUUCUCCAGAACCAGAAGCCACUGAUCUCGAGGGUAAUUAUCUGGGCCCUUCGUCCGGAAUAUCUUUUCUCUCUAGGAGCUGGAGGCGUCUAAAACAAGAUGACAUAUCAACAACCCCGAAGAUCAAGGAGAAUGAGACCCCUAAGAACACACCCGUUCUCUUAUUCGGCGAUCGGCCGUUUUCCGCUAAGACAGACUGGGCUACUCUAGAAUUGCCUCCUAAGGCAAGAGCAAAAAGCUUCUUAGAUGUCUAUUUUGAUUUUUCAAUUGUAACCUACCGCUUUCUCCGCAGAGGAAACGUUGAGUCAACCAUCGACAUGCUCUAUGAGAAGAAUAUAUCACCUUCGAAUCCCCCGCCAAGCCAUUUGGCCGCAAAGGUUGGGGUAAUAUUCAUGAUAUUUGCUCAUGUUUGGAUGUUAAGGUCUUUACAAUAUUAUAGUGAGAGGUGGUACACCGCAGCCAGGCAUAUGAUGUCAAUUGAGACCGGACCACCGGCUUUAGAGACAAUCCAGGUACGGCUUGGGCUCUGCUUGUUCCUACUUUCUUCCUCCAGGGCAAAUCAGUGCUGGUACAUGUUUGGAACCACCAUGCAGCUUGUCACAGCGCUUGGGUUACAUAGAAGACAACUAUCAAAAACUAGCCUUGGUGGACAUGCCUACGUGGAGCAAGAACUGCGAAAGCGUAUUUUUUGGAGUGCAUAUACUCUUGACAAAUACCUAAGCGUCAUGUUUGGACGUCCCCGGCUACUAGAUGAUGAAGAUAUUGAUCAAGAUCUACCGGAUGAAGUUAAUGAUGAAGAUAUGUUUCUUGAAGCCCCUCCAAAAUCACACGAUGCUGCCGAUUGUAUGAUGACCGCAUCGAUUUUACACUUCAGACUUGGACAUAUCACAGGCGAGAUCUCCCGGAGAGUGUACCCCACAAAGUCAACUUCUACAGAGGCGCCAUACGAGGCAGCUAUUGAGCUGGUUGCCGAGUUGCAAGAAUGGAAAGCGAACGUCCAUCCUUUAUUCAGUAGUGUUCAGGCAUCAAGUCUGAUACAGCCACUCCGUCGGCAAAGCCACGUUUUACAGCUAGCAUAUAACCAUGCCAUGAUACAUGCUACCCGCCUGUUCAUCCUCAACGAUUUCACUGACCUUAGUCGGCGGCCAUUGUUGCCCCCUGACUUAGUUGCAACUCAUGUCCAAAAUUGCAUCGAGUCGGCCAAGAAUAUAAUGCAACGGGUGGAUGCACUAGCUGGGGAGGGGUCUAUGCUGGAAUCUUUUUGGUUCACGCAUUACAUAUGUUUUUGUGCGAUUAUUGUGGCAUAUAUCUACACUAUCCAACAGCAUCGGUCGUCUCAAAAUGCAGACUCUCCAAGCUUUUCGAACACUGGAGACGACGUUCCAGACCUGUUCAGUCUUGCAGAAGGUUGCCAGGUUCAUCUUGCAAAGGCUACUCGCAAAAACUGUCCAAGCCGACGAUAUGGUAUCAUUCUCGAAGAGUUGAGGCUUGAAGUUCACAAUCAGCUUUCAACCGACCCCCAAUCGCGUCGUCUUCAAGUGCCUAAUGAUAACAGAUUACUCCAGGGCUCCCAGGAAGAGAAAUUCAAAGAUGCAGGAACAAGGCUUGAACAACCACCGACAUCAUCGUUAUCGAGUCUAAAUUACGAUCCAUACCUUGGAAGCACAGCUGUAUCAGACUUGGGUUCUGCCAGCCUCAUAAGUGAUGAGGAAUUCAAUUUUCUGGAUAACUUAGACGGCUCUGCCUGGUGGACUCAACUUGAUUCCUGGUUGCAUAACGCUAGAAGUCGGACAUCUAUUCAAAUGGUAAAUAUGGCGGCUGAAUUACAACCGGCAAUGUCUGCGGACCCGCUCCCAGAAAAAGAAAUCGCCAUUGAACAUGUCGAAACUACCAAAUCUCAACCCGAACCGGAGACAAUAGAUGGCCUCGUACGACAUCGUGCAAAGCUCUUGGGCGAUACACCAAUAAUAUUCUACCCUCAUUCAGGAAUCCAGUAUGUGGGCUACAGUAUGCGUCAACUCGAUGUGUUUGCCUAUAGGGUGGCACAAAAACUUGCUGUGAAGAUCCCGCCCCGUAUAUCGUCUUCGGAAAAGCCAAUUGUAGUAUCUCUCUUGGGUCCAUCGGAUCUCAAUUAUCUAGUAACUAUGUUGGCAUUGUCAAAAUUGGGGCACUCGGUUCUUUUGCUUUCAACACGGAUUUCAUUAGAAGCGUACACAUCCCUACUAGAGAAGACAUCGUCAGAGCAUAUUAUUAUACACGAGACAUUUCGAGAUUCUGCCCAUGACCUCGGCACGAGAAUUAGCGGCCUGCAAGUUGAGGAGAUUUCGAAAGAAGAUGUUUACAAUUUCGAAUUUGAAGAUGUCAUUGAUACGAAUCUCACACCAGCCUUGGAUUUGACGCGGGAAGCUAAGCAUGUGUCGUGGAUCAUCCACUCUAGCGGCUCAACAGGAUUGCCCAAACCCAUCUUUCAGACGCAACGAGCUUCGGUUCGGAAUUAUGCUACUAAUAUGAAUAUGAGAGGAUUCAUCACGUUGCCUUUAUACCACAACCAUGGUAUUAGCUGUCUAUUCAGAGCUAUACACUCUUGCAACACGAUCCAUUUGUAUAAUGCAUCGCUACCACUGGCUAAGCAAUACUUGCUAGACAUUAUGAAAUCCCACGAUUUUGAAAUAUUUUAUGGAGUUCCAUAUGCUUUGAAACUUCUUGCUGAAAUAGAGGAGGGCGUGCAAGCUCUUGCGAAGCUCAAGGUUGUCACAUUCGGUGGAUCUCCUUGCCCAGACUCUCUCGGCGAGAAGUUAAUUGCCAAUGGGGUGAAUCUAAUCAGCCACUAUGGAUCAACCGAAACUGGUCAGUUGAUGGUUUCAGAGAGGCCACAAGAAGACAAAUUCUGGGAUUAUCUUCGUCCGUUUGAAGCAGUCAAGCCCUUUCUGCAAUUUGAAGAGAGAGCCCCUGGAAUUUUUGAAUUGGUUGUUCUAGAUGGGUGGCCGUCGAAAGUUAUGUCGAACCGGUCUGAUGGAUCUUAUGCAACAAAAGAUCUCUUCAUCAAACAUCCAACACUUGAAGCAUACAAAUACUACGCUCGUCUAGAUGACACAAUAGUCUUGAUGAAUGGUGAAAAGGUAAAUCCAUUGGAACUUGAAGGUUGUGUCCGACAAGAUUCAGUAGUUUCUGAGGCAAUUGUUUUCGGCGCGAACAAGGCAAGCAUUGGCUUGAUUGUGAUCCCGACAGCAGUCGGUCAAAAUCUCUCGCGAGAUCAGUUGAUCUGUCAAAUAUGGCCUCGAGUUGAAAGUGCACAUAACUCAAUGCCAGCCUAUGGCAGACUUUCUCAGGAUAUGGUUAUUACCUUACCAUCAGACAUACAGUAUCCGCGAACUGAUAAGGGGACAUUCAUUAGACAGGCGGUAUAUCGGCAAUUCGCAGAAAUUAUUAAGGAUGCGUAUGUCGAGAAAGUUGGUAAACAGCUGCUCACUCUUUCGGAGUCUGAUCUCAAGACGUUCUUAACAGAAAAAGUAAAAAACGUCCUGCCACCCAAGGCACAUAGCCUCUUGAGCGAGGACGCAGACUUUUUCAACAUUGGUAUGGAUUCCCUGCAAGCAACCCGGCUACGCACUGCUAUUGUUCGAGAAAUCAAUACAGGAGGAAAAGAACUCGGACUCAAUCUGGCCUUCGAUUAUCCAACAAUCAACUUGCUAGCUAAGUACUUGACAUCUUUACGUCUCGGUGCAUCGUAUAAUAGCCAAUCGGUGGAGGCCACCAUGCAAAGCAUGAUUGAGAAGUAUUCGACCUUUAAAAAGCACAACCCAGUUCCAAAUAGCUUGAACGGACGCUAUGUUGUCAUUACUGGUGCUUCGGGAUCUCUUGGCUCUCACACAGCCGCAAAGCUCGCCUCACAGCACGAUGUUAAAACAGUGUACUGCCUGAUAAGGGCUAACUCUACUAUUGAGGCAUAUGAACGUUUGGCAAAAUCUCUUCAGGAUAGAAAAGUAUACGAUAGUCUUUCGCAUGCUUCUCGCAACAAAUUUGUGGCACUCCCAGCAGACCUAUCGGACCAACAUUUAGGCUUGGAGGAAUAUGCCUACAAUUUGCUUACCUCUCAGAUUACCGAUCUCAUCCACUGUGCCUGGUCCGUGAAUUUCAAUUGGCAACUCAACAGCUUCGAAAAGGAUAAUAUCGCCGGUCUCAAAAAUCUAAUUGAUCUGUGCCUAAAGUCACAACGAUCUACUCCAGCCUCUUUCAAUUUCUGCUCGUCAAUCAGCACUGUCGUCAAUACCGCUGAAGAUGAGAUUCCAGAAAAUCUCCCAAAGAGUCUCACUUAUACCCAGACCAUGGGCUAUGCACAAUCGAAGCUUGUUGCGGAGCAUAUUUGUAUAAAGGCGGCCGAGCAAACUGGUAUUCGUGCACGGGUUCUACGUGUUGGGCAGAUUAUUGGAGACACCCGAUACGGUGUGUGGAACACCACAGAGGCUAUCCCACUGAUGCUUCAGUCAGCCGUUACCAUCGGUGCAUUACCGCGCCUCGAUGAGACCCAUCGUUGGCUUCCAGUUGAUACUGUGGCUGAUAUCCUCAUCGAUCACUCGUUUUCCACAUAUACCACAGGAGUUCUCAACGUGCUCAACCACCAUAGUUUCCACUGGACAAGAAAUCUUAUGCCAUUCCUCCACAAAGCUGGUCUAGAAUUUACUGAGUUGGAAACAAGCCAGUGGUUGGAGAAGCUGCGCUCAUCGAAUGCUGACCCGGCUAUUAACCCGCCUGUUAAAUUGGUUGAAUUCUGGACUACCAAAUAUGGCAAUCAGGGGCCGAAAAGGUCCUUCAUAUGGCAUAAUAAACUGGCAAGACAAUAUUCAAAAACCCUCGACGAAAUGAAUACACUGGAUCAAGAGAGUGUGAAUAAGAUGGUUGAGUAUUUCAAGGGAGUCUGGUGA